GAGGGUUCACUCCCCCAUUAGUGAGAUGACUGCCUGCCGCACGGCGCUCUCCUAUACAGUCCUGUCCACUGUCCUACCCGGAAUAAAUGGCGUUGUCUCGGCACACUGGAAUCCAGCUGCCUGACAUGUUCAAAAGUGGCCUGAAGACCAUUGGGAUUACCCCUGAUCUGCUCCUGGAACCCACCCUGGUACCUUCCCUCCCUGCACUCUCAUCAGCGCGGGCCAGCGGGAAGGUCCGGAGGUGCAGCGGAAGCGACAGCGCUGCCAAGCGUCCGCCUUUGAGCGCAGCCCCGAGGCCGGGCCACGGUAGAGGCAGCAUGGAGGUGGGCAUGCGGGUAGUUCGUGGCACGGAUUGGAAAUGGGGAAACCAGGAUGAUGGCGAGGGCCACGUGGGGACCGUGGUGGAGAUUGGGCGGCAGGGCAGCACCACCACCCCAGACAAGACGGUGGUCGUUCAGUGGGACAGCGGCACAAGGACCAACUACCGCACUGGUUACCAGUCGGCCUACGACUUGCUGCUGUAUGACAACGCUCAAAUCGGCGUGCGUCACUCCAAUAUCAUCUGCGACAGCUGCAAGAAGCAUGGCAUCAUGGGAAUGCGAUGGAAGUGCAAAGUGUGCUUUGACUAUGACCUGUGCACACAUUGCUACAUGAACAACAAACAUGACCUGAGCCACUCGUUUGAGCGUUAUGAGACGGCGCAUUCUCAGCCAGUAAGCUUGGCACCGAGGCAGAACCUCCCACGGUUCAUCCUCAAAGGAAUCUUUCAGGGGGUUAAGGUGGUUCGUGGACCUGACUGGGACUGGGGCAACCAAGACGGCGGGGAGGGUAAGGUUGGGAAGGUAGUGGACAUUCGUGGCUGGGAUACGGAGUCUGGUCGCAGUGUGGCUAGCGUGACCUGGACUAAUGGCACCACCAAUGUCUAUCGAAUGGGGCAUAAAGGCAAAGUGGACCUCAAAUAUGUGUCUGACGGCCAAGGAGGUUUCUACUACAAAGACCACUUGCCGGUACUUGGAGAGCAUGCGGAGCUGCAGCGCCAGGAGAGUGCUGAUGGCCACUCUUUCCAGCAGGGUGACAAAGUCAAAUGUCUCUUGGAGGUGGACAUUCUGCGGCAGAUGCAGGAGGGCCACGGGGGUUGGAAUCCCAAAAUGGCGGAGUACAUUUGCCGGAUCGGGACAGUUCAUAGAAUCACUGACCGGGGGGAUGUCAGAGUCCAGUACAGCAACAACAUCCGCUGGACUUUUCAUCCGGGGGCCCUUACCAAGGUGAACACGUUCGGGGUUGGGGAACUGGUGCGAGUAUUGGAGGACAUAGAUAGUGUCAAGAGGCUGCAGGCCGGCCACGGCGAAUGGACAGACAGCAUGGCUCCCGUGGUCGGCCAGGUCGGUAAGGUGCUGAAAGUAUAUGCGGAUGGUGACCUCCGUGUGGCGUUUGGAGGCCAGACUUGGACGUUCAACCCGGCGUGUCUUUCGGCUCAGCCCCUGGAGAUGGACGCCAACCUCAUGACGGCCGAGAACCCCAACGAAUCUGGAAGUAUGGCCUCUGUCAGGAUCAAGGGGCCGAUCUCAAACGCUCGACGUUUGCGCAUUCAUCUUCCCAUGUUGUCCUCCCAAGUGCUCGGUGGCUACUGUGAAUGGACGCAUUCAUGUACGGUCAUUUCUGUGUUGGAGAAACUGCUGUCUCAAUCCACAGAGCAGGACAAUCCCAGUCGGCUCGUCAUUGAGGCAGCACACGGCAGUGCCAAUAAAGUCAGAGAGUUGUUGCAGAAGUAUCCUGAUAAGGUGGACAUCAAGAACCAGGGCAAAACUGCACUGCAGGUCGCUGCGCACCAAGGCCACAUGGAGGUUGUGAAGGCCCUGCUGCAGGCCAACAGUGCCGUUGAAGUCAAAGAUGAAGACGGAGACACCGCAUUACACUACACGGCCUUCGGUAACCAGGCAGAGAUUGCACGGCUACUGUUAAGUAAAGGAGCAAACGCUAACAUCUUGAACAACUCCAUGUGUACGGCGCUCCACAUUGCUGUCAACAAGGGCUUCACAGAUGUCGUGCGCGUGCUCACUGAACAUUCGGCUGAUGUUAAUCUCCAGGAUUCCUAUGGCGACACACCUCUGCACGAUGCCAUUGCUAAAGAUUUCCGCAAUAUCAUCGAGAUUCUUGUUGCGGUGCCCAACAUUGACUUCACUCAGCAGAACCACAGAGGAUUCAACCUCUUGCACCAUGCUGCUCUCAAAGGAAACAAACUAGCCACGGAGAAGAUUCUCGGCCGAGCACGACAGUUGGUGGACGUGAAGAAGGAGGACGGCUUUUCCGCCCUGCAUCUGGCCUCCCUCAAUAAUCACCGGGAUGUCGCUGAGAUCCUCAUUAAGGAGGGACGCUGUGACACCAACAUCCGCAACAAUCGCAACCAGACUCCGCUGCAGCUGGCGGUGUCGCAGGGCCACACCGAUCUGAUCCAGCUUCUGGUGGUCGAAGGCGCCGACGUGAACAUGGAGGAUGAGGAUGGCGACACCGCCAUGCAUGUGGCUCUGCUGCGACCGCAGCUGGCCAAUGUGAUGCUCGGCAGCGGUGGCGGCAGCGGUGGCGGCAGCAGCACUGAGGAGAGCGGCGAGAGUUGCGCCUCCACGUCUCUCUACUCCAGGCUCAAUGCUUCGGGCCUCCUCGGGAAUACUGAGCUCAGUGUUGGAGUGGCGAUCGCCUGCUUCCUGGCGCAGGAAGGGGCUGACAUCAGCUAUGCCAACCACAAGGGGAAGACCCCCCUGGACCUGGUGGCGGACAGUGCCAUGCAGCAGCUCAUCAAAAGCUUCUCGGAGAAGUACAGAUUGCAACGCCUGCAAGCCGUGACGUCUGGCCAGGGCCCGAGCGCUGCUAACCUUCGUCGGGUUCACACUACGCCAAACACCAUGACCAAUCUGGUUCUUCCUACGUUGCCGGGACCCAGCGAGUGCCUCAUCUGCUCCGAACUGGCUCUGCUGGUUCUCUUCUGCCCCUGCCAGCACAGUGUGGCCUGUGAAGAGUGUGCCCAUCGGAUGAAGAAAUGCAUUAAAUGCCAAGUCACAAUCACCAAGAAAAUUCGACAAGACCAAACCGAAGUGGACUGCAGCCCUGGGACGGAGAACUCGGAGCAGCACAACCUGUUGGAGCAGCUCCAGUCUCGCUACCGGCAGAUGGAGGAGCGGAUCACCUGCCCCAUCUGUAUCGACAACCAAAUCAAACUGGUCUUCCAGUGCGGGCACGCCUCCUGCAUCGACUGCAGCGCCGUGCUCAAAGCUUGCCCCAUUUGCCGGCAGACCAUCCGCGAACGCAUCCAGUUGUUCGUCUGAGCCACAGAGCGAGGAGGAGAGGGCGCCUAGUAUUUUGCAGCCUGCCGAGAGCGGCUCAUUCAUCAUUCGUCCCACCGUCGUCGUCUACCGCCUUGCUACUAAGGCACAUGGACUUAUUUUGCACUGUGGAAAGAACCCCCCCCUCAGUAACCCGCUCAUUUGUCUGACCGCCGCUGCUUUUAUGUGGAUGUUUGUUACCCAUUGUCCUCUCUGGCUGGCUCGGCCUCUGUUCUGUUUACACGGCUGCACAGAAUGAGUCCUCCCCCUACAGCCUGCCCUGUGAAUUACGUUUGCUCUCAUUUGGAUCUGGGAAGAGUCAUCAGUAUUAGUCUCCGCAGUGGGCGCAAAUAUGUCGUUUCCCAACCACUCGCCUAUAUGCAAGGCUGGGGGGGUCGGGGGGGGGGGUUACACAGUAUACAGUAUAUGCAUGAGUGUAUGCAUAUAGUAACACUAAUGGGUCAUUUGUUGUGGUUUAUAUUUCUUUGUAAAGUACAGAUUUUUUUAUUUAUGUGUGAAAGGUGGUAUUACUUCGUAAUGUCUUGGGGUUUUUUUUUGUUUUGUUUUGUUUUUUUUUUUGGUGGUGUUUGCUUGGAGGGGCGUAAAAAGUGUUUUUGAGUCUACUGAAAUACACCCCCAAGCCUAUGUCCUCUUACUCAGGGUAUCAAAUCUUUCAAAAAGCACUUGGGAUUAUCCAUAAAAGGUUCAAAGUCGCCGCUUCAUAUUGUGUCGCUGUCGGGAGCUGCCUCGGAAUGGCAGACGUCAUCGACCUGAAAAAUGUGUCAGUCGUGAGUUGUGAGUGAAAUGAAUGUUUCUGCAACAAAAUGGAUGGACAUGUCCCUCUUCAAAAAAAGUUAAAAAACAGCAGCAGCUCCCGACAAGCCCCGUCCACACUGUUUGUGUAUUUACCGCCCACCAGGGUGCAUCCACUGUGGUUAUUGUGUGUUAUCGCCACCAAGCAGGAGACUUCGUGUUUCGCUUUUGAUUGACCCAAUGUGUUGUAAUAUAGGAGAGCCGAAAGAAGACUGAGCUUGUUACGUCAUUUACCUUUUCUGCUGGAGUCAUUUCAGAAGAAAAGCCCAUUUUCUUCUUUGGCGCUCUGGAUUGUACUCUCCAGCUUCUUUCUGCUGUCUUGGUGUGUUUCUUGAAGGGCUUCUGUCUGUGA
Hippocampus comes (tiger tail seahorse) is the source of this 4482-nucleotide messenger RNA. RefSeq names its product MIB E3 ubiquitin protein ligase 2 (gene mib2). The record is from RefSeq and is a predicted model, not a curated record. Lineage: Eukaryota; Metazoa; Chordata; Actinopteri; Syngnathiformes; Syngnathidae. The transcript is spliced from 19 exons. The coding region runs from base 87 to 3320 and encodes 1077 amino acids. Gene Ontology annotation, biological process: protein ubiquitination. Gene Ontology annotation, cellular component: cytoplasm. Gene Ontology annotation, molecular function: zinc ion binding; ubiquitin-protein transferase activity; protein binding.